CUUCAAUCGUGCUUGACUUUUAAUCGAAAUUUAUUUGUUUUUAUAAGCAAUGCCAAUUCAAGUCACACAGACCCGUUUAUUGCAUCAUUUUUAAAUAAAAAAAGUUUAAAAAAUUUAGCAAGAACAAAAUGCGAACACCAUUAGCAGCAAGUGAACAGGAUCCCUGUUGGAAAGAGAGACAACAGAUGCUGAAAUGUCUUGAUGCAAAUAAUUACGAUAAGGAUAAGUGUGAGGCUUUUAUCCAAAAUGGAAAAAAAUGCAAAGAAUUUUGGUUGAAUAUUGCAAUUGAACGUCGUUCCAAUAGGACAUUUCCGGAGUACCCGGUUGGCGAAGAGCGAGAAAAAAUAAAAGCCGAACGGAUGAAAAUGUAUCAAAAGCCAACAAUUCACAUAAAAAAAUAGUGACUGUAAUUUAGUUUAAGUUAGGCAUAUAGGCAUGACUGCUGUUCGUCGCCGAUUUUUAAAAUGAGCAAUAUUCCUGAAAUAUAAUGCUGCAAUUUGA
Molecule: messenger RNA, 501 nt
Organism: Contarinia nasturtii (swede midge)
Lineage: Eukaryota; Metazoa; Arthropoda; Insecta; Diptera; Cecidomyiidae
Product: coiled-coil-helix-coiled-coil-helix domain-containing protein 7
Exons: 3
Coding region: 129-401 (90 amino acids)
Source: RefSeq, a predicted model, not a curated record